This is a messenger RNA of Olea europaea var. sylvestris, 1989 nucleotides long. RefSeq lists its product as uncharacterized. The record is from RefSeq and is a predicted model, not a curated record. The coding region runs from base 1 to 1989 and encodes 662 amino acids. The transcript has 5 exons. Gene Ontology annotation, molecular function: zinc ion binding. NCBI's taxonomy places the organism in Eukaryota, Viridiplantae, Streptophyta, Magnoliopsida, Lamiales, Oleaceae.
AUGGAAGAAAACGAACUUGAAGAAGGAGAGGCUGGCUGUUUUCAGAAUGAUGGUGACGAUUCCACCCUUGACCCUGAUAUUGCACUCUCUUACAUUGGCGAGAAGCUCCAAAAUGUUCUUGGACAUUUUCAGAAGGAUUUUGAAGGAGGAGUUUCGGCUGAGAAUUUGGGGGCGAAAUUCGGUGGCUAUGGUUCAUUUCUACCAACUUAUCAACGGUCUCCUUCUUGGUCUCGUUUAAGGAGUUCACCUGGAGUUCAUAACUAUAGUGGGCCCAAAUUCUCAAACAAUCUGCAUUCAGAGGGUGGUAGGGAAAACUCAUUCGCUUCGACAAGUGCCUCUCUCCCUGAAAGGCCUGGAGCAACUUCAGCAAAGACUGCAACCAUCCACGAUUCUGUGGAAAGGGAGGUCUCCACCGCUUCUACACAUGCUGAAGAGCUCACUUCAAAUGUUGGCCUUGUUAAGAAGACUGGCAAUCAUUCUGAACAGAGAACUUUGAAAGUCCGAAUAAAAGUUGGUGCUGAAAAUUUGUUGACAAGACAGAAUGCUGAAAUCUACAGUGGACUUGGUCUGGAUGUAUCUCCGUCAUCUUCAUUAGAUGAUAAUCCUGUAGUUAGCGAAGGUUUAUGUUUUAACAAUCAGGAUUUGCAGGAUGAGUCUCCUACUAGUAUUCUUCAGAUUAUGACAUCAUUUCCUGCCCACGGGAGCCUUCUUUUAUCCCCUCUAUCUGAUGAUCUCUUAGAAAAAGGAAAGCUUAGUGGGGAGAGUGAAUCCAAACUCUUGCACAAAGAAACAUUGGCAAGUUCUGGAAUGUUAUUCAGUGAGUCUCUUUCUAGGAGUAAUAAAAAAGUUUUAAACCAGAAGAAAUGGAAGUCAUCUGAAAAAGAUCGAGCAUUUCCCACACAAUUGAUAAAUGAGAAGAACAAUGAUAGUCUGCUGAAGAAGGAAACUGAUAUUGACAUUUUAGGUUGUGAGGAACUUGUUUCUAAUACUCUUAAACUCCCACUUUUAUUGAGUUCGCAGCAUGGUGUUGGUGAUCGUACAAAAGUUAUUUCUAAGGAAGAUGAUAUUUCUGCUAAAGAUGUCAUGAAGGACAAAACCUGCUCUGGACCGAUAAAGAAGGAACUAUUGGGGAGUUUGUUUGCUCAAGAUACUGACAGGGUUGAGAAGUACGAUGAAGAUCUGCAUCUACCUGACAAGGUUUGGGAAAGUAAAAAAGCAAAUUUCUCGAUUGACAGCGCAGUUUGUCCACAGGAUGAUGGCCACAAAGCAGAAAAAUCUCGUUUCGAGUCGAAUUUCUGUAAGGGGAGUAAGGAUCCUGGUGCUGAAGCCACCAAUCCCUCAAAACAAUUAGCAGUUCAGAAAAAAGCAUCCCGUACUGAGGAAGGUGUGAAACUAUCUCCUGGAAAGGAGUACUUAUCUUCAGGGUCGAGGAAGAAAUCAAAAGGAGUUCGGAGUGGAGGUUCUCAAGAUUCAGAUGUUUCAAAAGAUCAGUUAAUGCUAGAUUCUUCUUUGAUGCCUAAAAAUAGGAAGAGCUCUCUUGGUAACAAUCUUACGUCUAAAAAUGGUUCAUUAGAUUAUAAGAGGAACCCUGGAAAGCCUGGAGACAGAUAUAAGGACUUCUUUGGAGACCUAGAGCCUGGGGAAGAAGAUAGUGAAUCAAUUUCAGGAGAAAUGCCUUUCUCGAGAAGGCUGAAGGACUCUCAGCUUGUUGAGAAAAGAAGUAUUGUUGACCGUCACAGUGCAUUGAAGGAGAAAAGUGAUGUUAAAAAAAUCAAAAAGCCAUCUCCCUACACUGCAGUGGCUUCAAGUGUGGCUCCUCAAACUGUAAGUGGGCCCAAUUCUGAUGCUACCCCUGCAGGAGUGGCUCCUUUCGUCCAAGAAGAUUGGGUCGAGUGUGAUAGGUGUCAACAGUGGAGACUUCUUCCACUUGGUACAAAUCCUCUGAGUCUUCCUGAUAAAUGGCGUUGUAGGAUGCUCACCUGGCUGUAA